Messenger RNA from Protopterus annectens (West African lungfish), 644 nucleotides. Its product is annotated as HIG1 domain family member 1A, mitochondrial-like. Bases 87 to 353 code for a protein of 88 amino acids. Gene Ontology annotation, biological process: mitochondrial respirasome assembly. Lineage: Eukaryota; Metazoa; Chordata; Ceratodontiformes; Protopteridae. Gene Ontology annotation, cellular component: mitochondrion. The record is from RefSeq and is a predicted model, not a curated record. The transcript is spliced from 4 exons.
GUCCUUAACAUCAUUCGUGUAGGAAAAGCACUCUCAAGGCUGGCUUCAAGAAACCAACUGAAAUUUUAUUUAUUUCUUCAGCCAAAAUGUCAUCAGGUGACUUCCCAGAGGACAGCCAGUCAGCAAAAUUAGUAAGAAAAGCAAAGGAGUCCCCAUUUGUGCCUAUAGGUUUAGCGGGAUUUGCUGCUGUUGUAGCCUAUGGACUUUACAAACUGAAGCACAGAGGGAACACUAAAAUGUCUGUGCACCUCAUUCACAUGCGUGUAGGAGCUCAGAGUUUUGUCGUAGGAGCAAUGGCUAUUGGUGUACUUUAUUCCAUGUACAAGGAAUACUUAGCCAAGUCCGAGGAGUAGAAGAAAGAAGAGCCAGAAACCUGCCAACAUGGGGAAACAAUUUUCUUUUAUUUCUGAAAUAUUUUUGUGUUUUAAGUGUGUUAAAUAUGUGACACUGUUAUUUAAAUAUGUGAUACUGUUAUUUAUAAGUGUAAUAAAAUAUCUGUAGUGCUGUAUUUUUAAAAUGUUAUUCUGCAGUGCUGCAGAUAGCAAGCUACUCGUACAUUUUGUAGUGGUAUUUGAUACAUAACACCUGUCAGCAAAGUGUUUAAUAGACCAUUGUCAAACAUUAAAUGCAGUACCAUUCAUUCA